CAGCUUCCAUCUCUGGGGAUCUAGAACUAGAGAAAUAGAAAUUUCGGUGCACAAGAUAUAUUUAUAAUCUAGGCUGGUUUUUUCAUUCUCCAGAGGCAGAGGUGCGCAUCGCAAUGUUUUCAUUUGUGGUUGAUUGAAACUCAUCAUCGUUGUGACUACUAGUAGAAGAUCCAGAACUAGAUGCGUUUUUUGAGCUAACAGCAUCAUCCCUCAUCACAUACAUUCCAUCCUCGUGUUUGAAUCUCCCGCAAUUAGACAAGAAAAAAUGCCGGCAACCAACUAUGACAAGUGGUCGAAGUUUGCGGCCGACCUGUGCACUGACUCUGAGGAGGAAGAGGCUAACUCCUUCGAUAAGAAGUUCACGGAGAAGAAGCACAAGUUUCUUGCCGUCCGACCCAAGGCCUACAUUCCAGGUGGGAAGCAGAAGCUGUGCUCCGAGGUUUUGAAGCCAGUAGCGACAGAGCUGGGUCAAGCAUGCUUGUUGGACGGGAAAUGGCGAGAAUAUGGUCGUCAGGCGAACCAGAAAGCUGGAGGAGCAUCGCGGGAGGUAGAGCAACAUGAAGGUUUCACUGUGGAGAAAUUUGUUCCUGGAGAGAAAGACGACACAGCAGAACAAGGCUUAGGGGAUCAUCCAUUCGGUUCCACCUCUAGUGAUACAAGUUGUACCAUAUCAUCGUCAACUACAUUCACCGGUUUCGGCUGGGACGCAGUCCUCCAAGAGCGCAGUGCAGUCGGCAGCACGUACUUACCAGGUUACAACCUCGCUUCCAAGGAAACAAAGCUCUGGAAAGCUUGGUAUGACGACUGCUUUCUCCAGAACCAAACGGCAGAGAACCCCGCAGCUCGUUCUUUGAUCGGCAGUGCGGCUUUAGGUGUCUUUGUUGUGGCCUGUUUGGAUCGUAAAACCGGUCAGCCGAUUGACAUCAGCAUCAAAGACGUGGCGGAUCUCGUGUACAAGAGGGGAGAAGGAAAGGACGCGGAGAAGAUUGAAAUGGAGAUUAUGCAACAAAGAGAACAGCAGAAAAAAUUAGAGGCUAUGGGGAUGAAAAUGACGCAGAUGGGAGUUUGAGCAGCCAGAUGUACUUACUCGGAUUAUUGCAGAUGCCUCGGAAUAUUAAGGGUCAACAACGUCAAAUCAAACAUAGAAGAAAGAUGAAUCUGCGCAACUACCCUUGUUCGCCUUUGUUCGCAUAGACCGCGACCUGUCUACCCCCAGCAGUCCUCACACUUCUCAGUCUUCUCAAGCAGCCCCCUGUUUGGAUUAGAACAAAAACUUUUUCCUCGUUUGCCUUGUCUGUCUCGCAUAAUGCAUACAUAUUUUCUUAUCUCAAUAGAGAUGCUGUGGGCGUGGGGUCGCUCGUUCGUCCUCACUUUUGAAUCAAGCCUUGUGUUGGAAACGUUCCUAGUAGUGUGAGUGUGCUGGUGGUCUCUGUGAUCUUCAU
Amoebophrya sp. A25 is the source of this 1442-nucleotide messenger RNA. The record is from the annotation of a GenBank genome assembly. NCBI's taxonomy places the organism in Eukaryota, Dinophyceae, Syndiniales, Amoebophryaceae.